Molecule: messenger RNA, 882 nt
Organism: Camellia sinensis
Lineage: Eukaryota; Viridiplantae; Streptophyta; Magnoliopsida; Ericales; Theaceae
Source: RefSeq, a predicted model, not a curated record
AUGCCGAGGGUUUCAAUUCCAACUUUGAUGUUAAAGCAAGUGGCAGAGAUUUACAUGAAAACAAUUUUUGAGGAAUUCCAAAAUGAGUACGUCCAGUCCAUUGAAGCAUCCAUUAUAGGCACUAUUAAUGAUGGUAAGAGUACCAUAUUCACAAUAAGAACAGUGGUAGAUGGAAAAAAAGAUAAGAUUGUGACAAUGGAUAGAGGGGGUUCUUUAAGUUGUAGUUGUAAGAAAUUUGAAGUGAAGGGCAUACUAUGUCGACAUUGUGUGAAGGUGCUUAGAGAUAUAUUCAAUGCAAAGGAACUUCCUCCACAAUAUAUACUCAAACGAUGGACUAAAAAAGCAAGGGCGGAAUGUGUGACAAAUAGACGUGGGUAUGAAGUGAAGGCUGAUGUGAAACUACAUCAAAGUGACCGAUAUCGGUCAUUAAUGACCAUGUUUAGAGCAAUAGCGAGUAGAGCUGCUAAAAGUGAAGAAACUUAUCAGUUGUUAGUUUCAAAAGGUGUAGAAUUGAGUGUAAUGGUUGAAGACAAAUUAAGUCUCCACAUUUGUGGUCAAGUUGAGGUAACUGAUUUGAGAAAUUCGUCAAGUAACGCAUGCCCACAAAGUGAUGAAGUAGAUUGUCCAAUCCAAGCUAAGGGACUGAAGAAAAGAGAAUCAACUAGUAAGGGAAGAAGGAGGAUCAAAGGCGAGAUGGAAAAAUCUAUUGCAAAGAAGAAAAGGAUGCAAUCUAUUCAGCCUCAUUUCAGCAUGGGUAAUAAUUCUAUUCAGUCAGGUGCUACUGUUUAUAUUUCCCAAGGUGAAUCACAACCUCGUUUCAUCAUGGGUAGUAAUUCUGUUCAGUCGGGUGCUACUGUUUAUACUUCCCAAGGUGAAUCAUAA